This is a messenger RNA of Lasiodiplodia theobromae, 597 nucleotides long. RefSeq lists its product as uncharacterized. The coding region runs from base 1 to 597 and encodes 198 amino acids. The record is from RefSeq and is a predicted model, not a curated record. NCBI's taxonomy places the organism in Eukaryota, Fungi, Ascomycota, Dothideomycetes, Botryosphaeriales, Botryosphaeriaceae. The transcript has a single exon.
AUGCCCGCGCCGCCACCAAACAAUAAGCCAACGACAACCCUCUACCGCAGCACUCCACCCGCAACCCACCGCCUUUCCCUCAUCAAACUCCUCUCCACCAUCCCGACGAUCCUCACUCUCAUCUUCCUCGCCUCCCUCCGCCACCGCCUGCGCCAGUCCCUCUUCUACACCUCCAUCUGGUACACCCACAGCCACCUGCCCUCCUUCCUCCUCGACAUCUUCAUCUGGGCGCCGCUUUUCUACGCCGUCGCCAUCUUGCAGCUUUCCGUCUUCUUCCUGAUCUCGGCCACAUGGCGGUCGCCGGAGGAGGAAAGGUGGUUUCAACUCCUUCAGACGGAGAGGCAGCGCAGGGACGAGGAUGAGCGGGCGCAGAGGGGCAGGAAGGAGAGGAGGCAGGCCUUGUUGGCGGGAGGGGGUGGUGGGUGGGGGGCCAGGGCGGAGAUGCAGCCGCUCCGGGUGCGGUGGGGGAAAGAUGUGAAGGAAGAGACGAAAGUAGCGUGGUGGGAGCAGAACAUUAUUGCCCCAAGGAAGGAGGCGGAGGAGGGAAUAAGGCUUGAGAGAGCUGGGUUGGGGGAAGCGGUGAGGUGCUUUACGUGA